Carassius gibelio (silver crucian carp) is the source of this 959-nucleotide messenger RNA. Its product is annotated as HAUS augmin-like complex subunit 2. The record is from RefSeq and is a predicted model, not a curated record. Bases 255 to 863 code for a protein of 202 amino acids. The transcript is spliced from 7 exons. NCBI's taxonomy places the organism in Eukaryota, Metazoa, Chordata, Actinopteri, Cypriniformes, Cyprinidae. Gene Ontology annotation, biological process: centrosome cycle; microtubule nucleation; spindle assembly. Gene Ontology annotation, cellular component: centrosome; mitotic spindle microtubule; HAUS complex.
GAAGUAGCAUUGGGCGUCACGCUACGCUUUCGGCGAUCUGUAUAUCAUACGCUUAUUAUUAAGAACUGUGCGAAUAUAUGCAUGUGUUUACGACAUCUAACGCUUCUAAUCCGUUUGCGUAAAGUGAGCUGUGCUCGUGUUCAACAAAGAAAGAGGCGGUAGAUUGAAAUCGAAACACAACAGAAGUUUUAUUGAUCGGAAUCGGACGGAUCGGGGGACAUCUCAGUCUGAAAAAAACGACAACAAGGCUUGUUAUGAAUCCCUGGGACCCCAUUACCUAUACAGUGACACCUGCUGCUAAGAUUUUAGCCAGAUGUGUCACAUCAGGCACCAUGACACAGGAGGAGCUCAAUGCUCUUCCACAGGAUUCAAAAGUCUUUUCUACAUCUUUACUUGAAGCUGAGCAGCUGAACAGAAUUAGACGUGAUCUUGAUCAGGCUAAUCUAGAGUUAGAGCUGCUGAAGCUGGAGAGAGACAGUGCAGACGUCACUCACACUCAUUACCUCAGUCAAAGGUAUGUUUCCUUGCAACAGUUCACAUCCCACCUUCAGGAAGUGUUGCGAGAACAGACAGUCCUACGAGAGAGACUCACAAAGCCACUUUGUCAGCAGAACCUGCCCAUUCAUGCUGAUCUUCACAGAUAUGUGGUAGAGCUCAUGGGGAUGGUGGUGGAGUUCAUUCAGAACUUGGAAGUGAAAAUUAAGAUGGUUCAAGCUAUUCCAAAAACGGACAGUUAUCGGAGUAAUUUGAACAGUGCCAUAACUCAAGUGCUGGCUCAGGUCACUGAAGUUGAAAACUUGUACAGACAAGUUCUCAAGCAACGAGGCCAUCUGCACACCAACAUUAAAGACAUGUCCAGUUGAUAAAUAAUUUAAAGAACUUGUAGCAUUUGAUCAGGAUACUAGUGAAUAUUAAAUGAAUAAAAAUAACUAAACAUCACUGACUAGAUUCAGUAUACA